This is a messenger RNA of Puccinia triticina, 1500 nucleotides long. RefSeq lists its product as uncharacterized. Gene Ontology annotation, cellular component: extracellular region. The transcript is spliced from 11 exons. Lineage: Eukaryota; Fungi; Basidiomycota; Pucciniomycetes; Pucciniales; Pucciniaceae. The record is from RefSeq and is a predicted model, not a curated record. Gene Ontology annotation, molecular function: chitin binding; chitinase activity. The coding region runs from base 1 to 1500 and encodes 499 amino acids. Gene Ontology annotation, biological process: carbohydrate metabolic process; chitin catabolic process.
AUGGUUUCCCAACUCUUAAAAUUGUUUCAUAUGAGUCUACCGGCCCUAGCUACGAGCCAAGCAGUACCAAAUAGGAAUUUCGUGUCCAUCUCAUCCACCGCAUCUUCUUCUGAAUCUCACAGUAACACUUCCAGCAGCAAUGUGCAAUUCACGACAAUCAUUCCCACCGGUAGUACCUCAAUCCCAGACCUUAAUGGUAGUAACACCAAUUAUAACCCGGGCGCCACCAUCAAUACUACUACAACGGCAGGUGCAAGUAGUGGUAAUAGUACCUUGACACCAGGUACAAAUGGCGGCAGCAACCACGAGGCUAUCACAAGUCCACAGAAGACAGGGUCAGGGAAGCUUUCUGGGUAUUACGCCGUUUACCAUACUGAGGGGAAGCCGAUACCUGAUCCCAGAUAUGACCUAUACGAUGAGCUAACAUUUUUUGCGGCAACAACUACCGCCAACUUCACAAUUGGCACCAACUCUUUGACCCAAAAUGAAUGGGAUACCUUAGCAUUUGAUUUUGUCCGCAGUUGCAAAAACCACUCGGUCUUACCCACAUAUACUCUUGGAGGCUGGGAUGGUUCCAGGUACUUCUCAUCACUUGUAGCUACUGCUGAGAACCGCACAGCCUUUGCCAGUUCCGCCAUCAGCUUUGCAAAGAAAUAUGGCUUUGAGGGAAUUGACUUUGAUUGGGAAUAUGCAGGCAUUCAGGGAAUCGGGUGCAACAUCAUCAGUGAUGACGACGUCCAGAAUCAGCAGUUGCUCUUCAAGGAAGUUAAAAGCCAAUGGCCCGAGGGAAAGUUGUAUACUACACAAAGUAUUGCGGGUAUUAGGGAUCACAAUUCCCAACAAUUGCGGCCAUGCAAUCUCACCAUCAUGGCUCAAUUUGUUGAUGAAGUAAUUAUAUUCCUCAACCUACAUGUAGUUCACGGCAGCUGGACCAAGACUACAGGACCAAACGCCCCAAUGAGAGGACAGUGUGCUGAUUCUGACAACCAACUCUCUGUUGAGAGUGCCAUCAAAAUUUACCUUCAGCAAGGUUUCAAACCAGAGCAGCUUAGCCUAGGAAUCCCCGGUGACACCAAAUCUUGGACCUUGAGUCAGCCCAAACUCACUCCUAGAAUUGUGGGCAAUCACACCAGUUACUACUACCAAAACUUCACUGGAAUUCCAGCUGUAGGAAAAUAUGAUAGCGCACCUGGUUUAGAUAUUUGUGGUCAAAAAACAGGUCACGGUGGCUCAUGGCUGGUCAAGGAAUUGGUAGAUUCUGGAUUUUUGAGCAACGAUGAAGCCACUGGAGGAAAAGGCUUCACCAAGUAUUAUGAUGAUUGUUCUGGAGAGCCAUUUCUUGCAAGCAAUUCCACUUUAAUUAGUUUUGAUGAUACCAAAAGCACCGUCUCUAAGGUGGUAUACGCCAAAUCCAAGGGCUUAGCGGGUGUCUUCUUCUUCAACACAAUGGGCCCAAGGGAUAGUACAGUCAAGGCUGCCAGGGAGGCCUUACGCAACUAA